Molecule: messenger RNA, 1191 nt
Organism: Ailuropoda melanoleuca (giant panda)
Lineage: Eukaryota; Metazoa; Chordata; Mammalia; Carnivora; Ursidae
Gene: RHOC
Product: ras homolog family member C
Exons: 5
Coding region: 166-747 (193 amino acids)
Biological process (GO): small GTPase-mediated signal transduction
Molecular function (GO): GTPase activity; GTP binding
Source: RefSeq, a predicted model, not a curated record
GUGGGCAGGCGGAGCCAAGGGCCGCCCCCCGGCCGGUCCCUCCCCCUGCCGGGCCCGCCCCUCCCCGCCGCGGCGCUGAAGGAGGGCGGGGCGGGGCCCCCUGGGUCAGUCUCAGCCUCCGGCACUGGCCGCGCAGCUGGAGGCGGCGGAGCGGAAGCCCGAGCCAUGGCUGCCAUCAGAAAGAAGCUGGUGAUUGUGGGCGAUGGGGCCUGUGGGAAGACCUGUCUGCUCAUCGUGUUCAGCAAGGAUCAGUUCCCUGAGGUCUAUGUCCCCACCGUCUUUGAGAACUACAUCGCAGACAUAGAGGUGGACGGCAAGCAGGUGGAGCUCGCUCUCUGGGACACAGCUGGGCAGGAAGAUUAUGACCGCCUGCGACCUCUCUCCUACCCGGACACUGAUGUCAUCCUCAUGUGCUUCUCCAUCGACAGCCCCGACAGCCUGGAAAACAUUCCUGAGAAGUGGACCCCGGAGGUGAAGCACUUCUGCCCCAAUGUGCCCAUCAUCCUCGUGGGGAAUAAAAAGGACCUGAGGCAAGACGAGCAUACCAGGAGAGAGCUGGCCAAGAUGAAGCAGGAGCCCGUGCGAUCCGAGGAGGGCCGGGACAUGGCGAACCGGAUAAGUGCCUUUGGCUACCUCGAGUGCUCAGCCAAGACCAAGGAGGGGGUGAGGGAGGUAUUCGAGAUGGCCACUCGGGCGGGCCUCCAGGUUCGCAAGAAUAAGCGCCGGAGGGGUUGUCCCAUCCUCUGAGACCCCCGAGGCCUCCCCUACCCCCCCUUCCCUUCCCAGGGGUGCAGCUGUCCACCUUCUCGGCCCACCCUCUUUGGGCUCCUUGUCAAAGGCUCCCUUUUCAGUUUCCUCCAGCCCAGGACUGCAUCUGAGUUUCCCCAGCCCCACCAGCCCCCCCAAGGUGGUGGUGGUAGGCCGGCCCUCCCUCCCCGCACUCUGGGUACCUAGGGCGAGUCCCUGCCCUUUCAGAGCAGAGUCCCUUCUGCUGCCUUGGUCCAGGGGUGGGGCUCUCGAUCCCUUCGGCCUUCCCCAGAGGGUCCUCAUACACCAGCACUUUAUACACUUCUGGCUCACAGGAGUGUCUGGGGUAGGGGACUUGGAGGGUGUAACCCUGAGCCCCACGUCCCUGGCGUUUCUGGCUCUACUUGGUGGGGGGCGUGAAUAAAGGCCACAGGCUCCAACAUA